Messenger RNA from Eremothecium cymbalariae DBVPG#7215, 879 nucleotides. It is a transcript of the gene SPS19, whose product is annotated as 2,4-dienoyl-CoA reductase (NADPH). The record is from RefSeq and is a predicted model, not a curated record. Gene Ontology annotation, molecular function: 2,4-dienoyl-CoA reductase (NADPH) activity. Bases 1 to 879 code for a protein of 292 amino acids. Lineage: Eukaryota; Fungi; Ascomycota; Saccharomycetes; Saccharomycetales; Saccharomycetaceae. Gene Ontology annotation, biological process: fatty acid catabolic process. The transcript has a single exon.
AUGCCAAACACUUUAGAUAAAUCAUUUUUGAGUCGGUCUGUGUGGAAAGCAGACUUGUUUAAGGGGAAGGUUGUUUUUGUGACAGGGGGCGCGGGAACUAUCUGUAGAGUGCAGGUGGAGGCGAUGGUGUUGCUUGGGGCGAAGGCGGCUAUUCUCGGUAGGAAUCUAGAAAAGACGGAGAAGGCUGCGCAGGAAAUCGGGCAGUUGAGCGAUGAGGCCGGCAGCGUGCUUGGUAUAGGGCAGAUCGAUGUGCGUAACGUGGGGGAUUUGAAGAAGGCGGUGGAGAGGACGGUGCAGGAGUUUGGCAGGAUCGAUUAUGUAAUUGCAGGUGCUGCUGGGAAUUUUAUUGCCGAUAUUACGAACUUAUCCGCCAAGGCGUUCCAGUCUGUGGUGGCGAUUGAUUUGUUAGGUAGUUACAAUACUGUGAAGGCGGCUUUACCGGAGUUAGCGAAGACCAAAGGAUCGAUAUUGUUUGUGUCCGCGACGUUGCAUUACACAGGAACACCUUUCCAGGCACAUGUUUCGGCGGCUAAAGCGGGAGUUGAUGCGUUGUCCAAUGUUUUGGCGGUGGAGCUUGGGCCGCUGGGGAUACGGUGCAACUGUGUUGCUCCUGGGGCUAUUGCGAAUACGGAGGGGAUGUCGCGGUUGUCGAAUGGAGUUUCGUUGAAGGAUGUGGAGGCCAAGGUUCCGUUGCAACGGUCGGGGACGACUGAGGAUAUUGCGCAUGCUACUAUUUAUUUGUUUUCGCCCGCGGCAUCCUAUGUGACCGGUCACGUGCAGGUUGUUGAUGGAGGGGCAUGGCACCUUGGAAAUUUGAUGGGGACGGCAGGUUAUCCAUUGUUGUUGAAGAAACAACAGAAGAUUGGUGCGAAGUUGUAG